AUGGUCCUUUGUAUUAAUUCAGCAGGGGGUACAGACAUCUCCCUCUUCCUGCAGGUCAACGUGCUGGUGGCAACGAGCGCAGCAGAGGAGGGCAUGGACAUUCCCGCGUGCCACACAGUGAUCCGAUUCGACCGCAUUCCCAACGCUGCUACUCUCUGCUACCUCGCUCUCGCCCUGCAUCUCUCUCUCUCUCUCCGUGCCUUCCUCACGCAGCUGAACGUGCUGGUGGCAACGAGUGCAGCAGAGGAGGGCAUGGACAUUCCGGCGUGCCACACGGUGAUCCGAUUGGACCGCAUUCUCAAUGUGCGCUCCAUGCUGCAGUCCCUUCUGAGACUACUUACAAGUCCCCUCCCUGUGUCCCCCCUACCUCUCCCCCUGCAGCUGAACGUGCUGGUGGCGACGAGUGCAGCGGAGGAGGGCAUGGACAUACCGGCAUGCCACACAGUGAUCCGAUUCGACCGCAUUCUCAAUGUGCGCUCCAUGCUGCAAUCCCGGGAACACUCGUUGCUGGCCAAGUUCAUGCGCAACGAGGGCACCAUGCAAGCCACGGUGCAGCAGGCUGCUGCUGACUCACAUGCGCAGCGCACGUCCCUGAGACCCCCUUGCUCUUACCCUUUUCACUACGACCCCACUCCUCUCCCUCCUUUUCCCCUCUCAGUGCUUCCCUCCUUUCGUGCAUUUCCCCUCUCCCACACCAGUGGUGAUACCAAGUACGAGGAGGACUUAGCCAAGUUCAUGCGCAAUGAGGGCACCAUGCAGGCCACGGUGCAGCAGCAGCGCAACACCCAGAACCAGAAUGAAAACCGAGGGGAGACAGGAGGGGAUAGAGGCCUGGGAGGGCCGUUUUGGGAAGAUGAAAGUGGGGAGGAGGAGGAGGCAGAGGAGGGAGGAGAUGGAGACGGGAUGGAUGUGGAUGUGGAUUGGGAUGGGAGGAUAAACCUGGAAGUGGGGGCAGAGGAGGGAGGGAAUGAGGCUAGUGGGAAAGGUGGUGUGAGGGGAGAGGGUGUGGGAGGAGAGGGGAGGGGGGAAGGGAAGGUGGAGAAGGGGGAAGGGAAGGUGGAGAGUAGGUGGGGGGUGAGGGGCGGCAGCAGGGUGCUAGUGGUGCCGAGUACAGGGGCGCUGGUGACGAGGCAGGGGAGUGUGGCACUUGUCUACCAAUUCUGCAACACCCUCGGGGCGAAUGACGGGUGGGUGGAUUGCUUUGGGUCGACUCAAAGGAGUGGCGUGCUGCAGCCAUUCUUCUCUGUUAACUCCUCACCCGCCGAUUCAAGCACCACCGCUGCUGCCACUGCAGCUGCAGCUUCUCCCAGCGACCCUCCAGCGGGCCUCUUUACAGUCACACUCCGCCUGCCAGCCACUGCCGGCGUCCCUGCCAUCCACGGCCCGCCAUGCCGGACGAAAAUCGCCGCCCGGAGAGCCGUGUGCCUGCAGGCAGUACGGAUUCUGCUGGAUUCUGGGCGGCUGAGCGAGUGGCUGUUGCCGAUUCGGUGGGGGAAGAAGAGGCGGAGCAAGUUUGGUGCUACUGUGGCUCCUGAGAGAGCUAGCCGUGUUGCAAUGCACGUGCACCAGCGAAUCCCCUCUGCCCUGCGCCUCCCAUGGGAGGGGGCGGGUGAGGGGGGCCAGCGAGGGUUGGGCGAGGAGGAGGAGAAGGAGCAGGAGAGGCGGACGUAUUUUGUGUACCGUGUUCACAUCGGCAUGGGCAGGAAGGCAGAUGGAGGUGGAAAAGAGUGUGAUAGAAAGGGUGCUAGAGGGAGUGACACUAAGGAGGACGGCAAUGAACGUGACUGUAAGGAGCGUGAGGGAAGCAGAGGGGGACCAGAGGAGGAGCAAGAGGAGGAGCAGGAGGGGGAGCAAGAGGAGGAGACUGUAUCAAACCUCGCCUCGUCACGAAAUACCUUCCAGUUUCUAAUCUUAUGCGCGGGGGAACUUGGUAGCGAUUGUGGGGCGGCGAUGUUCAAACUGUUCCCCAAGGGAGUGGGCCAUGCUACAGUGCAGCUGGCUCCCAUGGGCCGUGUGGUCCUCUCUGCCAGUCAGGCUCGACUCCUCAUGUCCUUCCACGCGCAUCUCUUGGCCACUCUCUUGCGCCGCUGCCGCCGCUGCUGCCAAGCCACACCCACCCCUAGUGCUGGCCUUGGUAGUGCUGCCCCUGACGAUGUUUCUCCUAGUAGUGCUUCCCAGUACCAUCCAUCCUCGUUUUGGAAUGGCCCGUUGCACUAUAUAGUUGCGCCGGUGGCUCAACCGCUGUCCAUGGGCAGUCCCUGCCAGGGUGCUGCUGCUGCUGCUGGCCUGGCUGCUGCAGCUGCUGCUGCUGGCGCUGCUGCUGCUGCCGCUGGUGCUGCUUUCGAUCCUGCUGGUGCUGGUGCUGAUAUCGCUGCUGCUGUUUGCAGCGACACGGACGCUAGUGCAGUGGAUUGUACUGGGCCAGAGGGAAAGAAGAGUAAGCUGAGUGGGAGUAAGGUGGAGGGCGGUGAAGUGCGGUGCAGAGGGGUAGAGAAGAGGAGCAACCGGAGGGAUUUGGCGGGCUCGAUUGGAGAGAAGGGAGAGGCAGAUACGGAUAUGGAUGUAUCUGGAAAAAAGAAAGAAGGGGAGGAGGGUGUAAAGGAAAGGGGAGGAGGAAGGGGCGAAGGGGAGGAGUCAAAGGAGAAAGGAAGAGGAAAGGGCGAAGGGGAGGAGCGGAAGGAGGUGUCGUGUGCGGCGAUCGACUGGGCUGUAGUCAUGUCUGUUGCUGAUGCUUCCUUGUGGGAGAGGCACGGUGUGCGGCUGGUGUGCCCCCAUCUCCCUCUGCUGCUCAUGCGCACACUGCCCUCUGCCAAGGCAUGCCUCAAGCCCCCCUCGCCAAACGACAUGCCCAAAGGCUUCAAGUCCACUUCUCCACCCUCCUCCGCCUCCUCUCGCCCCUUCUCCGUGCUUCUCCCCCCCGAGCUGCUCCAUCCGCUCAUGGCCUUCCCUCUCUACCAGGCCGCCUCGCUGCUGCCCUCCGUGCUGCACCGCCUGCACGGGUUGCUGCUAGCAGGGGAGUUGAGGGACAGGAUAGGGCGAGAGGCACAGAUGGAAGGGGUGCUCUCCAAGCUUCCUGUGGCUAGGCUCCUGCACGCCAUAACGGCCUACUCCACAGGCGAAGGUUUCUCCUACGAGAGGGACGAGCUGCUGGGGGAUUGCUUCCUCAAGGCGGCGCUCAGCUCACAUCUUUUUCGCGAGCUGCCCGGCGCGCACGAGGGCGUGCUGACUCAGCGCCGCACCGACGCUAUCAGCAACGAGGCUCUGCUUUCGACUGCCAGGGAGAAGAAGCUGCAUGAGUAUCUGCGCACUGGAAUCUUCGCAGCUGGAAAACGGCACGUGCCAGGUGUUGCCCCUCGCGACUAUCCAUGCGGGCAUGCGCAGCUGAAACAGCAGAUGAAGGAGCAGCGAACACAAGGCAUGGAGCAGCAGCGGGGAUUCAACAGGAGGAGGAGAAAGAAGAAGCCGAAGCAGUGUGUAGCUCAAGGGAUCGAGCAAGAGGCAAGGGAAGGGGAGGAGGGGGAGGGUGGAGGGAAGAAUGGAGCAGAUGAGGAGGAAGAGGAAGAGGGUGACAGAUCUGGGGAAGGGGAGGAAGAGGAUGAGGAGGGAGAGGAAGGAGAGGAGGAAGAGGAGGGAGAGGAGGGAGAGGAGGGAGAGGAUGACGAGGAGGAAGAAGAGGAGGAGGGGGAGGUGGGGGAAGUGGGGGAAGAAGAUGAAAGUAUUGAAGAGGAAGGAGAGGAUACAGAGGAGGGGAGCGAGGAAGAGGAAAUGAAUGAAGAGGAAGGGGAUGAGGAAGAGGAGGAGGAGGAGGAAGACGAGGAGGAAGAGGAGGAAGAUAAGGAAGAGGAGGAAGAGGAGGAAGAGCAAGAAGGAAAAGGGGAGAAGGGAGCAGCCUUCAGGAGCAGUGCCAGUGAAACUGAAGAGGUCUGCAUUGCUGAAGGCGAAGGUGUUGGGAGCGGUGAAAGCAGCAAGGUGGGAGGAAGCAACCACAUGAAAACACUGAACCCACCUCCCCCCUUGGUGGUGGUAUCCCCCCCUCCUGUGCGCGUGUCUGGGAAGGCACUAGCGGAUCUGGUGGAGGCUCUGGUGGGGUGUGUGUGGGACACGUGUGGGACUGCUGCUGCUACACGUGUCAUGAGCUGGUUGGGCCUUCCUGUGGGGCUGUCUGGAUUUGAGGGGGCGGAUGGGGGUGCAGGAGAGGAUGGGAGAGAGGGUGGAGGGGUGUGUAGGGGGAUAGGUGGAGGAACGAGUGGAAGUGUGGGUGGAAGUGGGGGAGAGUUUGGAAGAGUGAAGGAACGUGGGGAAGGAAAUGCGGGAGGGGAUGUGGGGAAGGGUAUGGAGAAAGCAGGAGAGGGGAUAGGGGCCAGUGCAAGAGGGUUCGGUAUAGAUGACGUGAUGGGGGAGGGAGGUGAGGAGGAGGGAGGAGAGGAGGGGGGAGAGGAGGGAGGAGAGGAGGGAGGCGAGAAGGGGUUGGCAGGAGUGAGGGAGAUAGAGGGGGCACUGGGGUACGAGUUCAAGGACAAGCGGCUGGUGCUGGAAGCCCUGACCCACCCCAGCUUCGUCAACUGGGCAUCCGAUGAUGCAGUCACGUGCUACCAGAGAUUGGAAUUUCUCGGCGAUGCAUUCAUCGAUUACUUUGUGACACGUCAGCUACACCUGCAGCACCCGCACCAGACGCCACGUCAGCUCACCUUCCGCCGCGCCGCGCUCGUCAACAACGAGAACCUCUCCCGCAUUGCCACGUCAGCCGUCUCUUCUUCUGAUGCCACGUCAGCAGGGGGAUCAGGAUUGGCCCUGCACCGCCACAUCAGACACUUCUCGGUCCACCUGGGCGGGGAGAUUGCAGCUUUUGUCAGGGACAGGGAGGAGAGGAGGGAGCGGGAGAGGAGGAAGUGGAGGGACGACGUCAGGAAAGGAGAGAAGCAGAAGGGUAAGGGAGCAGCAGAAGCAGCAGAGGCAAUGGGAGGCAAUGGGGGUGGUGGGGGUGCAAGGGUGGGAGGGCGUGGAAGUAUGGGGGUUCCUGCAAGUGUGGUAACAGUUGGGGCUGUGAAUCGAGCAGGGCUCAGCAGCUUGGAGGUUUCUCACAAAGGAUUCGCUGACGGUGCGAUGGGGGAAGGGGAGGUGGAGGAGGAGGGAGGAGAGAGGGGGCAGGGGAAGGAGAGGAAGGAGGCGGAGCGAGAGGAGGAAGGGGGAGAGGAGGGGGAAGAGGAGGGGAGGAGGGAGAAGCUGGAUGGAUAUUUUGGGGAGGGCGGAGUGCAGGCUCCUAAGGCAAUAGGAGACGUGCUAGAGUCCCUAGUGGGGGCAACGCUGGUCGACUGUGGGUUUGACACAGAGAGGGUGUGGGCACUCUUUUCCCGCUUCUUCCCCACCCGUGUCACUGCUGCUUCUGUUGUUACCCGCCCGCCCACCUCGCUUUUUUUCGAGCUGACCGGAAAACUGGGGCAGGGCGGGAAGCUGGUGGAUGAGAAAUGCCGGAAACCUGGGGCAGAAGAAAAGAAAGAGGGAGAUGUGGGGUGGGGAGGAAAGAGGAGGAAGGAGGGAGACGGGGAGGUGGAUGAGGAAGGAGAAGGGGAGGGAGAGGGGGGAGAUGAAGAGGAAUGGGGAGAGGAGGAAGAGGGGUGGAGGAGAAAGAGGGAAAUGGAAUGGUGGAGGUGUAAAGCUUUGGUGGGGGGGAGGGAGAUAGCAGUUGCGCCCUGGAGUCAACGUGAUUCAACGGGAGUCAACCAUAGUCAAGUCAACUCAAACCACAGGGGCAUGGAUAUCAAGGCUGUUGCUGAGCUGGCACUUGAAGAGUUCAAGAGAGUGAUGGUGAGUCGUGAUGAGUAUUUGCCCACUGGUAUUGGACCUUUAGCUCUAAAGUCAACAUGA
Molecule: messenger RNA, 5865 nt
Organism: Closterium sp. Naga37s-1
Lineage: Eukaryota; Viridiplantae; Streptophyta; Zygnematophyceae; Desmidiales; Closteriaceae
Source: the annotation of a GenBank genome assembly